AUGAACAGGCUAACCAAUGUAGGGAAGCCUGGAUUAGCGAGGGUCGAGGUGGCCGAACAAGAAGUACUCGAAUUGGAAAGAAAGUACAAUAAAGAGACCGUGCAUGCUUGGAGAUACGCUCGGUUCUGGUCCCGUGCAAAUCUCAGUAAGCAUAUGGCCAAGAAGCGUGAGAAAUUAAAAGUCCUGCUAGAAGAAGAAAAACUUGAUGAUGGAGGGGUAGUUAAAAGAUCCCCGAGCUUAUCGAAGGCCAGGAAUAUCGAGAAGGUGCAAAAUGCAAUCACACAAAUGGGUACGAAGCUGAAAGUGGAGGGCGGAAGGGACCCGGUUGAGAUUGCACAACUCAUAAAUGACGAGUUGGAAGGCAUGAGGUUCUUACUUCUCCUAGAUGAAGUUUGGGAUCAUUUAAAUUUAAAAGAGGUAGGUAUUCCCUCCAAUGACAAGGGCAGCAAGGUGGUAUUUGCCAGUAGAUUCUAUGAUUUGUGCCAUGACAUGGGUGCUGGCGAGUUGGUCCAUAUGAAUCGUUUAUCCGAUGCCGAUGCAUAUAAAAUCUUCGAAGAAAAAGUAGGUCAGACUAUGGAAGUGUGA
Eucalyptus grandis is the source of this 585-nucleotide messenger RNA. Its product is annotated as disease resistance protein RPS5-like. The coding region runs from base 1 to 585 and encodes 194 amino acids. The transcript has 2 exons. The record is from RefSeq and is a predicted model, not a curated record. NCBI's taxonomy places the organism in Eukaryota, Viridiplantae, Streptophyta, Magnoliopsida, Myrtales, Myrtaceae. Gene Ontology annotation, molecular function: ADP binding.